Messenger RNA from Python bivittatus (Burmese python), 5954 nucleotides. It is a transcript of the gene EFCAB14, whose product is annotated as EF-hand calcium binding domain 14. Lineage: Eukaryota; Metazoa; Chordata; Lepidosauria; Squamata; Pythonidae. The record is from RefSeq and is a predicted model, not a curated record. Gene Ontology annotation, molecular function: calcium ion binding.
GAGCAAAGCCCUCCAAUCGGUGUCUUCGGUGCUAGCAAGUAAUGGUUCCGACCCGUGUUGGUCGGUGAGGAGCAAAGGGAAGCGAUGGUCUUCCUGCUGCCAUGGCUCAGCCUCCUGCGGGGACAGCUACAGCCGGUGGGAAGGAGAAUCAGCCACAACGGCAUCACCGACGCCUGAGAGAUCCGCGCCGGCCCUCUUGAGACUCCCGUGUGGGCGGUGAACGUCCGAAACGCUGAAGCUGGCGAGCCGGGGCCCCGAGUUAGACGCCCCUCCUGGGUUGCGGAGCGCGGCUCCCCAGAGCCUUGCCCCGGCUCAGCAGAAGAGGAUGAAGAAGCGCAAGGAGCUGAACGCGCUCAUAGGCCUUGGCGGUGCAAACGGCGACCGCGGAAGCGGAAGCGGCGGAGGCGGCCGGCGCAAAAAGAAGCACCCCAGGAAAGGCUCUGCCUCGGGUCAUCGACUGCUCCGCACCGAGUCUGCCGAAAGUAGCACCAGCAGCUCCUCAGAUCCGGAUUACGGGGACGGAUUCGGGCUACCAGGCGCCCGCGCCCGCUUUUCUAAGGGUGACUACCUGCGAUGCUGCAAACUCUGCUACCCGUUAUGUGCUUUUGUCAUCUUGGCUGCUUGUGUGGUGGCAUGUGUUGGAUUGGUGUGGAUGCAAGUUGCUCUCAAAGAAGAUCUGGAUGGAUUAAAGGAAAGAUUUCGAACCAUGGAAUCUAAUCAAAAAACUUCAUUCCAAGAAAUUCCCAGAAUGACCGAAGACCUCCUUAACAAAGAAAAGGAAUUGGAAAAGAUUAAGAAUGGAGAUUUGGGGAUAAACAAAAUAUGGGUAAACAUCACUGAAAUAAGCAAACAGAUAUCUUUGUUGAUGUUGGCAGUAAAUCAUCUUAAAACAAAUAUUAAAUCUGCUUCUGAUUUGAUUAAUCUUCCUGUGACAGUGGAAGAGCUUCAGAAAAGUGUUGCUACUAUAGGUAGCACAGUAACUAGUGUUCAUCAUGAUGUUGAGACCAUGCAAGCAGCGAUUGAAGAGCACAAGAAAACUCUAGAAACUCUCCAAAAAGAAAUAAAUGAACACACAGAAGAUGUUAGACAAAAGCAUUUACCUUCCUUUUCCUCCUCUUCUGUCCCCCAGAUAAAUGAAAAAAAUAUGACGGACACUUGUAAACAGGAUAACCAAUAUCUACAUAUCUCUAUAGAGGAGAUAAACUCUACUCUAAUGUUACAUCAGAAAUUGAAUGAUUUAAAAUUUUUCAAUCUGGAUUCCACAGUCACCAAUCUAAGCUGGAGAGUUACUUCAUUAGAAAAUCAUAUGUUCGUUGUGAAUAAACUGGAAAAUAGAAAGAACCUUACCUUUGGUAUGGUGGGUAACCUAACUACCUCGGUAAAUAUGGAAGGUGAACCAAGAAAUGAAACUACUGCUGAAAAAGUACAAAAUAUGGAGAAAAUAGAAAAUGGAGAAUCUCAGGUAUCCAAACUAAGAGAGAAGCUGCAGUUGAUUAAUGCUCUGUCAAGCAAGUCAGAUAGUGACCGAUCUGAAGCACUUAAAGUAGGAAAUUCACAGAGCAUCACAUCAGAGCCUACAAAACUUCCAAGAAUUUCUUCAAGAUCACUUGGCAAUAAUUUUGAGGGAAGUCGACACCCAAGGGGUUUGUCCUUACCUGGAAUAUCCAACAUGGAAGAUCUUCAGAAUUUAUUCAGGGCUUCUAGCCAAGGCACUAAUGGCAAGCUAUCAUAUGAGGACCUGGAAAACUUGGUUGGAUCUACAGUGCGUGAUCCACAGAGUUUUAAGGAAUUUGAUGAAGAUGGAGAUGAAAAAUACUCUAUAUCAGAACUGAAAGUGGCACUGGGUCUAUAGUAUCUUUACUUACAAACACAGUAUUGAAGGACUACAGUGGCUAUUAAAAAACCCAAUUGGAUAAGUAAAAGCUACUUCUAGCACUUUUCCCAAUGAUAUACUAAUCUUUGAAAUUAAUUUAGUGUAUCAACUGACACCUUUUAAAUUUUCUGUUCUUUGAAAAAUAGUGAAAAGCUUUUAUAUUUUUAUCUGUUGUAGCAUAAGAGAUGUUGACCCCUGAAAGUUUUUCCAGCUCUGAGGCCCUGAUCCAGGGGUAAAAUAGCCAUGCCUAAAUCUGUUUAUGCAAAUGGGGCCUAUUAAUAGCAAAUACAUUAUUGCAUUGGUUUCGAUUCCCACAGAACUAGGUACAUUUUAUUUUUCCUGGAUCAUGGCCCAAGGAUUGCAUUGCAUUGAAUUGUUGUAAUGAAAAUGGUAAUUGCACCUUAUGACUAUACUAAGAAUUUUAGCUCAGAGUUUUUAUUUCCCUUAUAAGGGAAGCUCGUCUUCAAGUUAAAAUGUCUGUAUAUAUUGACAAAUACGACUUUUAUAUUUCAAAUUUGCCUUAAAUUAGCUGCACUUUAGAAUAAAACAUAGAAAUGAUUUGCAGGAUGGGAUUCUUCCGUUUAUAAAUAUUUAAAGUAGAAUAAACAUAUACAUAUUUGGGUCAACUUGGCAUUGAAAGUAAUCAGUAUUCCAGUUUGUAUUAAGUAAAAGUUGGCAACAGAAAACAUUUCUUCCUCCUAGGAAUUACACUUGUAUGGCACUCCUUUCCCAUAGUUGCCUGUGAAUCACUGGAGAGUUUUCUGCUAUUCAAGGACUAAUAAUCAUGCCAGACUCUAAAGAAGACUUCAGUUCUUUAAAUUGAAAUAAAAGACCUUCUGAGAAACAGGUUGUAAGAAUAAUGAGUUCUGCUUUUAAAUUGAGCAUAGAUUCAGUUGUUGUUAUUUUCAGUUACAAUAAUUUUAGGAAGAGGGAUUCUUACUGGAAACACUGCAAUGUAGACUAAAUAUUUACUUCAGCUUUUUCCCAUUAUAUUGGUUGAUAUUUUAUUUAAUUAAUCUUCCCCAAUUUAACAUUUUAGAGGAUUAAAAGUGGUGUUAAUGGUUAUCGUAGUUAAUAUUAUCAGUAAUUCUGAUACUCCCAGCAGAAUGAAAUGAACAGGACCAAAUUACAUGUUGUAUUAACAUGUACCUCUUUGCAUUUUCACUCUGUAGUUUGCUGUUUUGUUUUAAGAUUAAUUCCAGUGUGAGGUUCAAAUGGAUUGGAAUUGUGGCAUGGACAUGGGGUGGGUGGGGUAUUACUGUUUUCUCCAUACUGUAGUUAAAUCUCCUGCCUCUUAAGUUGCAGUUUGAGUCUUAAGGCAAAUAGCAUUUAAGAAAGAUUUCCAUUGGGAGCACAACAUCAUCCUCCCUAUGUACUGUGAUCUAUCAAGUUUAGUAAGCUUUUGCCUUAUUCAAAAACAUACCGUUGUGAAUGUGAAGUCACUUUUGGUGAUGUGGCUUGAGCUGUAAACUUGGAAAUAAGCAUUUUAAGCUACUGUAUUUUUUUGUUAUUAAAAAAAAAACCAGGUGUUGACAGGCAGACAAAUGGUAGGAUUUCAUUUAGUAAAUAACAGCAAAUAAACAUUCUGUAUGUACAAACUACUGAACAAAAAACAGCAAGGUCUUCUAAUGUGCCAUUAUUAAUGUAAAUCUAAUUUUAAAAUGACAUGUUGCUUAGAACAUUAUCAGAAUUGUUAGCUUUUUUAAAAUAGCUUUUAGUUUAAUAAAUUUAAGUACUCAGGAACCGUCAUUGCCCAGAGCAAAAUUCAGGCUUCUUGGGGAAGAUAAUGGCAGUGGUUUCUAUCCAAGCACGGAAAACUAGUGUACUAGAAUAUGAUGUAAAUGGACUUUUUCCAAAAAUUUAAUGAAUAGUUUUUGAAAAACCAGAUUCCCUUAUCUAGAUUAUCUAGAAUUUAACUUGUUUCCUUAAUUUUGUAUGUUAGCUAUGCCCAUUAAAAUUCAAAAUUCAUAUUGCAAGAUAACUGAAAACCGGUAUUCUUUCGGAUAAAGUUAAUUAGUUUUAUAUGCUUUCUGUAUAAAAACCAUUGACCAAAUAAAGCAAUAACAAAUAUAGCAGUAUUUGUUUGUAUGUAUGUAAUAUAAUUGUAUAGCAAAAUAUUGAAGGUAUUUUUAAAGGUGGCUUGUUAUGAUCAAUAUGAAAGGAAUGACUUCUAAUCUUAGUAUUAAGCUAAUUAGCAUGAGCACUUUUAGGGAUUGUUUUCAGAUACAUUUUUGUCAUAACAGAAAAUCUCAUUCCAAAAUUUCUGAUCUAAUUUAAAUCCCGAAGUCAUAGUCCUCAAUAUCUCAGUAAGGGAAAUAUUUGUUUGAAAACUACCCUAUACUAAAGGAAUGCUUCCAUUGGAGAAAAUGUAUCUAAGAUUAAUUCGUACUGUAUGUUACGGAGCAGGAAGGAAGGUGUAAGAUAUCCCUUGGGCUGACUGAUUAGGGUUCUUACCAUACCAGCAUUUCCCCAUUCCUCAAGUGUUUAUGUCACUCUUGAGAAAGAAACCAUUCAUAUUAGGCAGAUUUAGGAACACAAACUGAUCAAAUGUCUUAACUCUGAAGUGGUAUACUUUUCCUAUUUGCAAGCUUUUCAGAAAGGUAAUUCCCCAUGUAUAAUCUUGAUGUAAUGCUAUCUUACUGUUUUUGAAUGUAAUUAGAGCCUUCAGAGUACCUCGUUUCUCUUAUGGCUUGUUUCUUCUAAGUUGCACAUAUCUUUGUGCAUUUAGAAGUGAACUUAUGUAUAUUACUAGGAAAACAAAAUAAAUGUGGCAAUCAGACUACUAUGAAUAUAUAAACUGGCCUAAAUAGCAUAUUCUUAGAAAUUUUUUAAAGGUUAAUUAACAGCGUGUGCAAUAGCUGUACAGUGAGAACUGAUUUGGAGUUGAAUAUACAGCGCUCUUCCCAAAGCCAGAACCUGCUACUUCAGGGAUAGUUAUUUAUGGAAAAGCAACAUAGGAACUGGCUAAACCACUGGUUGAAAUCCUAGCAUUUUCCCCAUUUUAGCUUCAUCAACAUAAUGAUAUUUCAUUCUGCCAUCAAGAAAGCAUGAAGACUACUCUUCUGAACUGAUGCCACAAGUCAAAUCGUGUCUGUCUAUCAGCCAUGCUGGGUGGGAUUGCUGGAAGCUGUAACAUACUUUAGAAGAGCACCAGAUUUGGGAAAGCUCCAUCGGACAUUAAGCUACAGCUCAUUUUUUUUCAGCAUUCAUCUUCACAGGUGCCCAUGAAAUGGAGUGGUCUCUUUAGCACUGUAGUAAUAGAAGGCUUCAAAUGAAUGUUGGAUUUAUUGCAAUGCUUCCGAUGAAUAUAUUCUAAAAAAUGAGAUUAUUCAGGUAUUUCACAACAAUAGAAUUCCCUGAUAAGAUUAGGGAUAUUCAGAGUAGAUAGAAUAGGGACAGGGUAACAUGCAAUAGUGGAAGGUAUUGCAUCUUUUGUGAUUGCACAAGAAAAUCUAGUGGCGCUUAAAAAGCAAAAAUUACUUGAUUGCAGAUUUUUUUUUUGGUUCAGGAUAAUCAGAUGAAAAAGAAUAAAAUUUAAAUUUAUAGAAAAGGUAUCUUAUUUCUCUGUAUGGAGAACCAUAAAAUUGUAAAGGAAAAAAUGCUUAAGAGUUUUAAAAGAUCUAAACCUGUUUUUCUUGUAUGGGAGCAUUGGCUGUACUUCCAGUGGUACUGCUUUUUAUGCCACAGAAAUGUGGGAAAAAAAUUCUGUUAGAAAAGUCAAGUGACUCUGAUUUGAUAUCUCAGAGUGAAAAUUAUGUUCUUUGAAUAUGAAUAACUAGUCAGAUCUUUAACACGUUAAAACAUAAUUUUCUGCCAUGAAUCAUAGUGUUCACCUAUGGAACUUGUUCUUUAGGAUUUGUGUUGGAAUCCACUGCACUGAAAGUUCACCAAUUUUACAUUGUAUAAAAGUAAUUGAUUUGCAUUGUCCUCCUACUUAAAAUAAUUGAAAUGCUUUAUAAAAUUGGGCUUUGCAGAUGUGCAAAAGCUCUUAUGGAGUGAAUUAAAGCUGGAUUUAGCUGUUGCAUUUUGCACCUAUUAUGCAUUGUGAAUGUCAAAUCUAAAUAAAAUAGUUUGUUUUGGG